Molecule: messenger RNA, 2012 nt
Organism: Cucurbita pepo subsp. pepo (vegetable marrow)
Lineage: Eukaryota; Viridiplantae; Streptophyta; Magnoliopsida; Cucurbitales; Cucurbitaceae
Product: tryptophan aminotransferase-related protein 2
Biological process (GO): amino acid metabolic process
Molecular function (GO): transaminase activity; carbon-sulfur lyase activity
Source: RefSeq, a predicted model, not a curated record
GAAGAAGAAAAAAGAAAAAAAAACAACAAGAAGGUGUUCUGUUCUUCUUCCUUUUCGAUUUAGUUUCCCAAUUUCGCCUUCUUUGUCGACUCUGUUUAUCGUUCUUCCUCUCAAGCUCCAAAAAUGGCGACAAAACGCUGUGAUAUUAUUUCAUCGUUUAUCUUCCUUUAGAAUCACAGAGAAGAGAUCGAACACGACCGGAUAUUACUCUGUUUUUUUUCCCCCAUUUCAACUUUCCAUUUAAGCUAAUAAUUUUUUCGAAACUUAUCAAACCUUUUGUGAUGACUUCCCCCAUUGGAAUGUACUUGUAAGAUAAAAUGAAAUGAUCCCUGUUUCUGGAUUCUGCAUGCCUUCAAAACUUUAAUUCUUCAUGUCCUACCAUCCCUUUGGCAUUUUGGCACUUUCUUUUGUUUGAAAUCAUCUCAAUCUUCUCUCCUUCCUAUUUAUACCUCAUAUUUUCAUUCCUUACUCCCCAUUCGCAGCAAUCAAACACGCUAAUAACAAUACCCUUCUUCUUCCCUCAUCUGUUUCUUCUUCUCUAACACUCUGUUUUUUCUCCCCUUUUGUGCUCUGUUUUUCGUGUAGCAAUGGCCAGAAUAGCGGAUGUCGUUUCUUUCAGGCAUUUGUUCGUGCUGUCUCUAGCUUUGAAUGUGAGUUUGAUUCUAAGAGGUGUAAAUCAGAAUGAGAAGCACCAAAGUGGAGCUCCAAUGGCGGUCCACAAAGGCACUAAAGCUUCCCAAAUGAGAUUCUUGUCUUUCCCAUCUGAAUCAGCAGCAGCAGCAGCAGCAGCUCACGAAACUCAACCUUCUGUUGAUGAACAUGGAGGACAAAGAGUUAUUAAUCUCGACCAUGGUGACCCGACAAUGUAUGAGCAAUAUUGGAAGGCAAUGGGGGACAAGACUACGAUUGUGAUCCCUGGAUGGCAAUCAAUGAGCUAUUUUUCUGCUGGGAAGAACCUUUGUUGGUUCUUGGAGCCUGAGCUUUCCACCCAAAUUGUGAGGGUACACAAGGUUGCUGGUAACGCUGUGACCGAGGGGCGGCACAUUGUUGUCGGGACGGGGUCCUCCCAGCUCUUCUUAGCUGCCCUCUAUGCCCUUUCCCCGCAAGACUCGUCCAACCCGAUCAGCGUGGUCUCGACUGCCCCAUACUACUCGUCUUACCCUUUGAUGACCGACUGUGUCAAGUCGGGGCUCCACAAAUGGGCUGGCGAUGCGAAGCAAUUUGACAAGGAUGAGCCUUACAUCGAAUUGGUCACCUCCCCCAACAACCCCGAUGGCUUCAUUCGACACUCCGUGGUGAACAGAACGGGCGGUAUAUUGAUCCACGACCUUGCUUAUUAUUGGCCGCAAUAUACGCCCAUUUCUGCGCCUUCUGACUAUGACUUGACGAUGUUCACUGUGUCAAAGAGUACCGGCCAUGCUGGGACGCGCAUUGGGUGGGCUUUAGUGAAGGACGUCGAAGUUGCAAAGAGAAUGGUCAAAUUCAUAGAGCUGAGCACGAUUGGCGUGUCAAAAGACUCGCAGCUUCGAGCUGCCAAAGUUCUGGAAGUGGUAUCCGACAGUAGUGAACAAGCCGGUGGUUCGGAGUAUCCGGAAUCGUUCUUCCAUUUCAGCCACGCCGUAAUGACUGAGAGAUGGAGGUUGCUAAGGGAGGCGGUGAAAGACAGCGGCUUAUUUAGUUUGCCUAAAUUUUCUCCCGCACAUUGCAGCUUCUUUGACAACAACUUGGGGACCCAACCUGCCUUUGCAUGGUUGAGAUGUGAUGGAGCCGACGUUGAUGAUUGCGAGAGCUUCUUCCGAGGCCACAAGAUACUCGCACGAGGCGGAAAGCAUUUCGGUGUUAGCCCCAAAUACGUCCGUGUUAGCAUGCUGGAUCGCGAGGAAACCUACAGUUUAUUUAUAGAAAGAUUGUCUCAGAUCAGCUCAUGACAUCUGACGCUGUUGCGGCUGAGAAGGCAUAUCAGAGGUUGAAGAACACAGGGGGUUUUGGGAUUCCGAAUGUAAAAUUGAAAA